AUGACAUCCAUCCCAAGACCCAGCCAGGAGACGGUUCACAAUCUCGUGAACAAUAAAGUUGCCAUUGUCACCGGGGCAGCCAGAGGAAUUGGCUUUGCGACAGCAUCACUUCUAGCGCAGAAUGGAGCACGCGUGGUACUGGUAGACGUGCGAGAGGGUGACCUGAAAACAGCCUGUGAGAAGAUAGGCUCACGGUCGACAUACAAAGUCUGCGACGUCAGUGACUGGGAUCAACAGAUAGAUCUGUUCGAACAUGUGGUUAAAACAAUCGGUCAAAUCCAUCUGCUGGUCUGCAAUGCAGCCAUCAACCCCGAAAUCGCACUUCUGCAGACAUCCGACCCGCAGAAGCACUCGCAGAUGAACUCACAGGUUCGCUACAAUUACCUGGCCGACGAAAGAGACCAACAGAACUCCAAUACCCUUCAGCGUCCAUCCACAGCGCUUGUGGAUAUAAAUUUGAACUCGGUUAUUUUUGGUCUGAAGUUGGGCAUCCACUUUAUGCACCACGGUCGGAUCGUGGUGGUCGGGUCUGCGGGUUCGUACGUGCCGAUCCCUUCCCAGCCACUCUAUUCCGCCAGCAAGCAUGCCGUGCUGGGCUUGGUGCGUAGCACUGCUCUCAUGCCCGAAGUGGCUCGGUCGGGGGUCUCCAUCUCUUGGAUCGCGCCCUGGUUGACCUUGACCUCGAUGGUGGAAGGAUUGGAGGCGACCACAAACGGCAGCUUGACAAGCUCUCCGGAUGACGUCGCGUGGGCCAUUAUUGCGGCUUGUGCCGCAGAGGCACCAAAUGGCAAGGGGUAUUGGGUCCAGGGCUCUGCAAUCAGUGAGGUGGAGGGGGCUUAUGGCGAGAUGGUGGGACGGUUGAUUUCUCCGGAGAAUCGGUUCUAG
Messenger RNA from Penicillium mononematosum, 885 nucleotides. RefSeq lists its product as uncharacterized. The record is from RefSeq and is a predicted model, not a curated record. Gene Ontology annotation, cellular component: cytoplasm. The transcript has a single exon. Bases 1 to 885 code for a protein of 294 amino acids. Lineage: Eukaryota; Fungi; Ascomycota; Eurotiomycetes; Eurotiales; Aspergillaceae. Gene Ontology annotation, molecular function: oxidoreductase activity, acting on the CH-OH group of donors, NAD or NADP as acceptor.